Messenger RNA from Charadrius vociferus (killdeer), 750 nucleotides. It is a transcript of the gene EFCAB9, whose product is annotated as EF-hand calcium binding domain 9. The coding region runs from base 1 to 750 and encodes 249 amino acids. NCBI's taxonomy places the organism in Eukaryota, Metazoa, Chordata, Aves, Charadriiformes, Charadriidae. Gene Ontology annotation, cellular component: cytoplasm; sperm principal piece. The record is from RefSeq and is a predicted model, not a curated record. The transcript is spliced from 6 exons. Gene Ontology annotation, molecular function: calcium ion sensor activity. Gene Ontology annotation, biological process: flagellated sperm motility.
AUGGUCACGAGCAUCACCAUUGCACCAACCGCGGCCGCUCAGACCAGCCGAGACGAAGCCGAAAUCUGGGUGUUUUCUGCAGCAUCGUGUUUAGAUGAAAUGUACUGCUUGUUGCCAGUAAGAAAUGCCGCGGCACUGGUACAGUCUGUCCAGCUCCUGGAUGUUCAUCGAAAUAAUUACCUGAAGAAUCUGCAGUUUUAUUGCUUUCUCUGUUACGUGACCGACCUGACUAAGGACCAGAUCAUGCUGCUGUUUGACACGCUGGACCAAAACGUGAGGGGGAGGAUUUGCUUUAAUGAGUUCUACAUGGUGGUGCGCAUCGUGCCGUCCCACGAGGUGCAUACCCUGCAGAUCCUGCAGUCGAACCGUCUCAAAAAGCAGUUCACCCACCAGCAGGCGGGAUGCGCCUUGCAACGGCUGGACGUAGAUACGGGUAAUAGGACAGAUUUUAAUGAGUUUGAAGCCACAAGCUUUCUCUUCAGCAUUCAGAAAGAACAACUUAAGAAGAUAUUCAAGGACUUUGAUAUUUCUGGAAAUGAGCAGCUGAACUAUGGGGAAUUCAAGAUGCUUGCAGUCUUCUGCAUUGACAAACAACAACGAAAAGAGAAGUGGACAGGAAUAGCCUCCCAGCAGGAGCAGCGACCUCCGAAGAGACUAACAAGAACCCUUUACGCAGCUGGGGACGACACAGCCUCGCUUCUCUGCCCCCGGGGCUCAGCUUACAACUGCCAGGAUGAAGCCUGGUGGUAG